Oryza brachyantha (malo sina) is the source of this 3160-nucleotide messenger RNA. RefSeq names its product cytochrome b561, DM13 and DOMON domain-containing protein At5g54830-like. Bases 124 to 2748 code for a protein of 874 amino acids. The record is from RefSeq and is a predicted model, not a curated record. NCBI's taxonomy places the organism in Eukaryota, Viridiplantae, Streptophyta, Magnoliopsida, Poales, Poaceae. The transcript has a single exon.
CCCGCCCGCCUCCCGCCGCCGCCGCGAGCGAGCGAGCCCAACUCAACCCCCACCCUUCCACUCCCAGAUCCCCCUCCGCCUUUGGCGCCGCCCUCCAGAUCUCGAUCCCGCGCGGCCGCGGCCAUGGCCACCGCCGCCCUCCGCCUCGCUGUAAUUGUGGCCGUGGUGUGGUCGUCGUCGGCCGCGUGCCCGCACACCAACCUCACCGCGGGCUUCGCUGCGGACUUCACCAUGCUGCAGCACCAGCUCCGCGGCAGGGUCAGCCUCCCGGACGACGGCUCCUGCGCGCUGCGGCUCACCCGCUUCGACCUCCUCGCGGCCUCCUCCUCCGCGCGCUUCUGGGCCGCGGAGGGGGCCUCCCUCGCCGACCUCGCCGCCGGCCGCCCCUUCUCGCCCCACGCGCUCAACGCCACCUUCCGCAACGCCACCCUCCUGCUCCCCUUCUCCAGCCCGCUCCCGCCGCUCCUCGCACUCUACGACCCCGACACCUCCUCCGACCUCGGCCACGUCUUCCUCCCCGUCUCUGGCUCCAACGACUCCGGCGCGCCGGCGACUGUGCCCACCAUGUUCGAUAACUGCCUCCCUCUCGCGGAUAACAAAUACCGUCUCCGUUGGACGCUCAACGCCUCUGCCGCCACCGUCGAGAUCGGCCUCGAGGCCGCCGUCGGCUCCGAGUACUACAUGGCGUUCGGCUGGGCGGACCCCAAGGCCAAUUCUCCCGCCAUGAUCCAUUCCGAUGUUGUCGUCGCCGGCUUCACCGAGGAAGGUAUGCCAUUUGCCGAGGACUACUACAUAACCGACUACAGCGAGUGCACCCUGGGGACGGAUGGAUCACCGGUUUCUGGCGUCUGCCCUGACAAUGUUUACGACGAGGGGAAGAAUGAUUCCAGGCUGGUGUAUGGUCACCGGCGGGAUGGAGUGUCUUUCGUGAGGUAUCAGAGGAAACUUGAUACCGAGGAUGCCAAGUAUGACGUGCCAGUGAGUGCCACAGAGGAGAUGGCAGUGGUCUGGGCCACUGGGAAGCUGCGUCCGCCGGAUUCUCUAAGGGCGCACUACCUCCCGCAGAACCACGGGGGGCCUAGGGACUCAACCUAUGGGUUUGCAAGGGUGAAUUUGUCGGAAACGGUGGACAGUUGCAACGGACCAUUGGAUGCUGACAACAAGGAGGAUCAGGAAAGGAUCAUCGCAGAUGCAAAGACACCCCUGGUGGUGACAUCUGCUCCAGCUGUGCGCUACCCAAACCCACCAAACCCUGACAAGGUGAUUUACAUCAACAAGAAGGAGGCUCCUCUGCUGAAGGUCGAAAGAGGUGUGCCGGUGAAGUUCUCGGUGCAGGCUGGUCAUGAUGUUGCACUUUACAUCACUUCAGACCCAAUUGGUGGGAACGCUACACUGCGGAAUAAAACAGAGGUCAUAUAUGCCGGUGGCCGUGAUUCUCAUGGUGUACCAGCAACUCCUACAGAGCUGCUUUGGCUGCCUGAUCGGAAUACACCUGAUCUAGUCUACUACCAGUCAUUAUAUGAACCGAAGAUGGGCUGGAAAGUUCAAGUGGUUGAUGGAGGCCUUAGCGACAUGUAUAAUAGCAGCGUCCUUUUGGAUGAUCAGCAGGUUACUCUGUUUUGGACCCUGUCCCAUGAUUCUAUAUCUAUAGCAGCUCGAGGUGAGAAGAAAAGUGGGUACCUUGCUAUUGGGUUUGGGACUGGGAUGCUGAACAGUUAUGCUUAUGUUGGCUGGGUUGGCAAUGAUGGAGUUGGACGAGUUAAUACUUACUGGAUCGAUGGAAAGAGUGCAACGGGCAUUCAUCCCACAUCUGAAAACUUAACCUAUGUCAGGUGUAAGUCAGAAAAUGGCAUUAUUACAUUUGAGUUUACUCGUCCUCUCAAGCCCCCCUGUAGUGGACGGGUAGAGUGUAAGAACAUCAUUGAUCCAACCACGCCCCUCAAGGUAAUUUGGGCUAUGGGUGCAAGCUGGUCAGGAAACAGCCUGACAGGCAAUAACAUGCAUUCUGUCACAAGCAGUCGCCCCAUACGCGUGCUUUUGUUGAGAGGUUCCGCAGAGGCAGAACAGGACUUGCGUCCUGUUUUGGCUGUUCAUGGGUUUAUGAUGUUUGUUGCCUGGGGCAUCUUGCUUCCUGGUGGAAUACUGGCAGCCCGGUAUUUGAAGAGUUUAAAAGGUGACGGAUGGUACCAAAUACAUGUCUAUCUGCAGUAUUCAGGAAUUGCUAUAAUGUUCCUUGGUGUCCUUUUCGCUGCAGCCGAGCUCCGAGGUUUUUAUGUCAGCUCAGUGCAUGUUAAAUUUGGCGUUGCGGCUCUGCUGUUGGCAGGUCUUCAGCCACUAAAUGCCUACUUCCGUCCCAAAAGACCAGCUAAUGGUGAGGUUUCAUCCAGGAAUCGUGUACUCUGGGAGUACCUGCAUGUUAUCACAGGCAGGUCGGCAAUCAUUGUUGGAAUUGUGGCACUUUUCACUGGAAUGAAGCAUUUAGGCCAUAGGUAUGAUAGUGAGAAUGUAGAGGAGCUCACUUGGGCAUUGAUGCUGUGGGUGCUUUCAGCUAUAGUUGUAGCAUUGUACUUGGAGUAUAAAGAGGUCAAACGGGGGAGUGGCGACAGAAGCUUCAGAGGGCAUUGGGUAUUAGGUAACACCGAGGAAGAUGAUUCAGUUGAUCUUUUGCAUCCUGACAGUACAAACAGGAACUCAGAAUCUAGUACUUCCGGUUUGAUGGAGGUUCAGCUUGAACCUCUUGCUAGAUGACCUAUAUCAAUAUUUAUCUCCCAGUGUCAGAUACAAAUACACCCAUUCCUAUUUUCACAAAUAUGGAUGAGAUCCACAGGUCCCGAUAAUUUGCUAAUCCAAGAGGAAUCUGAAAUUUAUAUGACAGGAUGAUGUCAGGCAACUCAAGGCCUCAAAACUACGUCUUAAAUUUCCUAUUUACAUUGUAUAGUGUACAUUUUUGACAAUAGACAGGCACAAUUUGUUACAUUACACCAAGCUAUUCUUUUUCAGUCAGAUUUAGAGAGGAGGGAUUUUAGUUGAGGUCCAUAUUUGCAUUUGCAACAUUAUUAGCUGAGCUGUGUAUUGAAGAGGAUGUUAGAACUUGUGUAUCAUAUCCACUCUGAAGUCGGACACUGUUUCAUUUUGAGAUGAGGCAAAGAGAUUUUACACU